This is a messenger RNA of Mercurialis annua (annual mercury), 1855 nucleotides long. Its product is annotated as L10-interacting MYB domain-containing protein-like. The coding region runs from base 638 to 1735 and encodes 365 amino acids. The transcript is spliced from 2 exons. The record is from RefSeq and is a predicted model, not a curated record. Lineage: Eukaryota; Viridiplantae; Streptophyta; Magnoliopsida; Malpighiales; Euphorbiaceae.
AUCAAAUAAUUAAUUCUUAUUUAUAAUUUAAAAAGUUCAUAUAUCAUAUAAACUUUUAAAUAAAAUUUAAGUGAUCUUUUUAUUUUUACAUUAUUUUUAUCUUUUUCUUUCUUUCUUACACCUGUAAUUCGUUUAUUGAUUUCACUACCACUGCCUGUAAUUCCAACCACGGUGUUGUUUCUUCUUCGUUUUACCUUCGUUCCACGAACGACAGCAACGAUUCGACAUUGUUGUCGUUCGUUUCUUCUGCUCGUCAAAGCCCACUGUUGAAUCUAUUUGUCGGUUGUUGUGUUCGUUGAAGCUAAAAUGAUGUUUUUAAUCUUUUAUGCCAAGUUGAGGGGUGAAAUUGAUCCUUUGUUUAAGGAAAUAUAAAUUGUCUUUCUCCAUUACCACUGAGACGUAGUUUUUGAUUUUGCAGAGACAUCAGGUAAUCACGCUUCUUCUUCCUUCUACAUUCUCUAGGGUUUUGAUUCUCUUCAAUCCUUUUAUUCUUCAAUUCUCUUCUCAAGGGUAAACUAAAUUACAUUUGCUCAACACUUCAUUUCUUAAUUUAACAACUUCUUGCAAAAUCAUUUCACAUUUUUCCUAACUUCGUGCCAGCUUUUAAUUUCCAAUCCAAAGAAAUUCCUGCAAAAUCAUGUCAUUUCCAGAACACAAGAAAUUGGGUAAACAUAAUUUAAUUCAACUGACAUUCUUGCAAUUUCUUACGCAGAACAUAUACAUGGCGAGCCGAGUUACUCGGUCGAGUCAACAUAUAGACGUAGACUCAACUCAGCAGCCAGAAUUACAAACACGGGCAAGAUGGACAACUGGGCUUAUCGAGAUAUUUGCAGACUUGAUGGUUGAUCAGGUUCGUAAAGGGAAUAGACAAAACAAUAUUACAUUUAGCAAGAAAGCUUGGAAGAUUAUUUGCGAUGAAUUUUAUCAGAAGACGGGACUUAAAUGGGAUAAGGAGCAGCUCAAGAGUAGGUAUUCACUCAUGAGGAAGCAGCAUGCUGUUGUGAAGUCACUUCUCAGUCGGACUGAUUUCCAUUUGGAUGAACCUACAGGGAACAUUCUAGCCACCAACGCAGCAUGGAGUCAUUACAUUCAGGAACAUCCAGAUGCUGAGCCUAUAAGAGGCGGUGGCUGCCCAAUCUACAAACAGCUUGGCUUGAUAUUCUCAGAGCCAUUAACUAAUGGCCAUCAUGUCCAGUCAUUUGAGCAAGACGAAGAGCUUCCUCCAUCAGUUUCUUUUAAGGAUCCAAUGUAUUACUCAGAGGAAGAAAUACCAUCAUCAAUUCUGUUCAGGGAGCAUCUCGGUACUAUCCAAGAGGAAGAGUCCUCUUCUGAUUUUGAGGGCGGGGAUGAUGUUGUAGACGAGCAAGAGACGUUUAGUGCAGCACAUAUCACUGCCACUGUUAUGCAAACUACAACUGCUGCUAUGGACAGUACUACUGCUGCUAAUCGUAAAAGAGGUCGCAGGGGGGUUGAUGAUGCUAUUGGUGCAGCUAUUUCACACAUGGCUGCUGUGUCAAGGCUCAGGACAGCUGCCAUACAGAGAAUUAUUGGGAAAUACAGUGUAGCUGAUUGCAUUAAGGAAUUGGAUGCGAUGCAAGGUGUCGAAGAAGGGAUCUAUUUUGCUGCUUUGGAUUUGUUCAACAACCGUAAUGCAAGAGAGAUCUUUCUGUCGCUUAAAUGCGACAAGCGCAGGAUUUGGUUACGAACCAAAUGUACUGCUAAGCCAACAUCAUAGGACUGAAAGAGGAACUAUCCUUUUAUUUUUGCAGGCAUAUGAUUUACAGUGAUCCAGAUCUGUGAAACAUGAUUAGAAGAGUGAAAUCUAAAUAGUAAGAGUAGAUGAUUGUUUCUUAAA